CAAGCCGAGGAUCCCAUUAAGUAUUACUACGAAGAGUUGUCCAAAAUAAUUGUUGAUGAUAUUAAGAGAACAGCCAAAGAGUGGGAUAAUACGGAUCCCAUUAUAACUGUCGACGACUUUAAGGCCUAUCAACCGAUUAUCACUGAAGCAGUUCUCGCGACGUUCACCGUCACCAACAAAGAGGAGAACAUUACUCUCCAUUCGUUUCCAUUGCCCGGAAGUGGCGAUAUAUUGGGAUUCAUAAUGAAUGUGAUGCAAAGGUUUCCCGAUAUGUAUCCAAAAGCAUCGGAUUUUGUGGACAAAUCUGCGCUUUUCUAUCACCGACUGAUAGAGACCUAUAAGUAUGCGUUCGCCAAACGAUCGCAUUUAGAGGACAGCGAGACUGAGAAAGUGAAGGAUGUGCUCAACAAACUCAGAUCCAAUGCAUUCGCGGACAAAGUCAUGCAAACCAUCGAUGACUCGAAGACAUUUCCCAGUGAUUCCGAUCAUUACGAUACGACACCUGUAUUUAUGUCUGAAGAUCACGGAACAGCUCACGCAUCAGUGGUCGACUCGUUUGGCAAUGCGGUGGCCGUCACCACAACUGUUAACUCAUAUUUUGGUUCAAAAGUGUUGUCUUCGACGACAGGAAUCUUAUUGAACAACCAAAUGGAUGACUUCAAUACUCUUGCGACCAAUGAUUUUGGUAUCCGAGCAUCCGAUUCAAACUUUGUAACACCGGGUCGACGACCCCUCUCAUCCAUGUGUCCCACAGUAUUCACAGACAAUAAUGGCUUACGACUUGUCAUCGGAGGAAGCGGUGGA
Medioppia subpectinata is the source of this 804-nucleotide messenger RNA. Lineage: Eukaryota; Metazoa; Arthropoda; Arachnida; Sarcoptiformes; Oppiidae. The record is from the annotation of a GenBank genome assembly.